Messenger RNA from Closterium sp. Naga37s-1, 954 nucleotides. The record is from the annotation of a GenBank genome assembly. Lineage: Eukaryota; Viridiplantae; Streptophyta; Zygnematophyceae; Desmidiales; Closteriaceae.
AUGUCCUCCCCUCUCUCAUCCCUCCCUCUUCACUCCGCUCGCAUCCCGUCCUCCCAUCUCUCAUUUCUCGCGGAACUCUCUCAUCCCGUCCACCACUCUGUCAUCCCGUCCUGCGCUCUCCCAUCCGUGACUCUCCGCUCUCAUCCCGUCCUCCGCCCUCUCAUCCCUCCCUCUCUGCUCUCGUCCCGCCCUCCCCUCUCUCAACAACUUCCCUCUUCGCUCUCAUCCUGUCCUCCGCCCUCUCAUCCCUCCCUCUCUGCUCUCGUCCCGCCCUCCCCUCUCUCAACAACUUCCCUCUUUGCUCUCAUCCCGUCGACCGCUCUCCCUCCCCUGUAUCCCAUCCCUCAUCCCGUCCGCCGCUAUCUCUUCCCUUCCUCUCCUCUACAAUCCCCUCCUCCGCUCCCUCACGCCUCCCUCUCCUCACCUAUCCUGUCUGCCGCUCUCUCAUCACUCCCGAUGCCCGUGUUCCCCACUCCCCCGCAGGGCGCGUCGCCCCUGUUUCUCGUCCGGGCCGUGCUCUACCCCGCGCUGCAGGGUGCACGGGCCUCGGUCUCAGGUGCCCUCACACGUCCCCUCCGCCCUUCUCUCAUCCCCUCCUCCCAUCUCUCCUCCCCUCCUUCCCUCCCUCGCCCGCUCCUCCCAUCGCUCAUCCCCUCCUCCCCUCUCUCAUACCCUCUUCCCUCUCUCAUCCGCUCCUCCCCUCCCUCAUCCCCUCCUCCACACUCUCAUCCCCUCCUCCCCUCUCUCAUCCCCUCCACCCCUCUCUCAUCCCCUCCCUCUUUCUCUCAUUCCCGCCUCCCCAUCACUCCUCCCCUCCUUCCUUCUCUUAUCCCGCCCUCCCCUCUCUCAUUUCCUCCUCCCCUCUCUUUUCGCGUCCUCCCCUCUCUCAUCCCCUCCUCCCCUCUCUCAUCCCCUCCUCACGUGGUCACGGGUGUCAUCUCCCAACAAAUCUGA